This is a messenger RNA of Anisakis simplex (herring worm), 2181 nucleotides long. The record is from the annotation of a GenBank genome assembly. NCBI's taxonomy places the organism in Eukaryota, Metazoa, Nematoda, Chromadorea, Rhabditida, Anisakidae.
AUCACGUCAAAUCAGUCACGAGUUACUAAAUUAUCCUAUGCUGAAAUAGCGAAUGGUAAGCGUGCAACGUCUGAAACGUCACCUUUGAAGCAUGUUUCGUGCAAUUUUAUUUCUGCCGAUCAAAAGACCGAUGCAAAAGAUGGGACACAUCCAAAUUCACCACAACAUAAACCUGCAUUCAUUGAACCACCUCCACUUUUGAAUUGUUGUAUCGUCGAUGCAGUCAGCCCUCCACCAUGUCGUUUUCCUCCCCAUCACGUUAUUCCAUCUGCUCCUAACCCAAGCAACGAAAUUUCACAGGUUUCAUCACCUCAUAAGGAGUGCAAAGGACGUGUAGCUGAUGUGACUGACUCUUGGCAGUCUGCUGUCGAAGACUUUGAGAGGGAUAAUGUCAUUCGUGAGAAAAUCGGUCUUAUUGUAAAUAAAAGGUACCAAAUUUCACAAAAAAUCAGCUUUGGUUCGUAUGGCUCGAUAUACAGCGCAGUCGAUUUGCAUACGAAUCUGAGUGUGGCUGUUAAAUUCGAAAUCGGAGCUAAGCAAAAUACAGAUUUGCAUUUGAAAUAUGAGAAUGAUGUCUACCAUGACAUAAAGGGAGCACCUGGUGUACCGUUGAUAUACUGGUUUGGCACCGAGUACGAACAUCAAAUUCUUGUGAUGCAGCUCCUUGGUCCUUCACUCGAGCAGUUGUUCAAUUUUUGUGAUCGAACAUUUUCUUGUGAAACAAUCGUGUCGCUCGGUCAACAGAUGAUCCAACGAAUACAUAAUUUGCAUUCAAGAGGGUUCCUUCAUCGGGAUAUAAAACCAGAGAAUUUUUUGAUGGGUCUUGGUGAUAAGGAGAAUAUUUGUUUUUUGGUGGAUUUCGGUUUGGCGCGACGAUAUCGUUUUCGUGAUGGCGAUGGUUCACUGAAACAUAUUCCUUUUCGUAAGGGUAAAAAUUUAGUGGGUACAGCCAAGUACGCCAGUUUGAAUAGUCAUAAUGGUUUGGAGUUGUGUAGACGAGACGAUCUGGAAAGUCUUGGCUAUAUUCUUAUCGAAUUCAUCAAUCGCGAACUACCAUGGAAGGAACAACGAAGCAAGGCCAGAUUUCGUUCCAAACAACAGUCUUAUAAUCGUAUUCGAAAUAUUAAAGAACAAACCGACUGGUCGACAGUAUGUCCAAAAAUGGCCGAAUGGAUUCGAUAUUGCAGAAAAUUGGAAUUCUCUGAAGAACCAGAUUAUGACUUUUUGAUGAAUUUGUUGCAGUCGCUGAGGCAUUCUGUAGGUCAAGCGAACAACCCCGUAAAUGAUGCAACAACUACUCGAAAUCAGCCAUUGAACGACGCUUGUUUGCCUACAUCCCCGGCGAGCAAUACUACCUUAUCAGCAUCAUACGGUCCAACCACAUCACAAUCAUAUGAAUGUAACCGACCAAAUACGAGUUAUACAGCGGUGAACGGUUGUUACAAUAAUGUCAGUAGCAAUAGCCCACCAAAACUGAAUAAUCAUCAGUGGAUAUCAUCGCCUCAAAAUGGAUCAGUUUCGUUCUCAUCUCGACCCAAUUCUAUUAGUAAUUAUCAUUCGACAACACGACCGGUUCUUAAUGCCUAUAUGUCCCAUCCAGGAUUGAUUCAGUGGCCACCAUCAACGACUAAUCCACCACCACCUCGAUUCAUAUGUCCCAUUCCACAUUAUCGUCCGUUCAAUCCUGGAGGUGAUUUCGCUUUCGUGCAACAAACGACCUUUCAUCGUUUCCCAUCUGAUACGCAACAAAUCCAAUACCCGUCUCAGUCCGCUGGAGGCAGUGAUUCCGGAAAACCACAGUUAGCAGCUCCUCUUCAGCACCGACUGCAAAACAACAUUGGCUCAUUUCGUCAUCCAUUUACUGAUAAUAGUGAUGCUGAUGCAUCAUCAUUUAAGGAAUUAUCGAGAGAACCUUUUGAUGAUGGUACAAAUCGAUACAGUUGGUUGAUGCGACGUGAUAGCAGUCCAGAUCAACGAUACGCAUUCGAUUGUCUUUUUCGAUGGACGUUGCCCCCGGGUUGUGAACCGAUUCUUCCUCCGAUGAAAUCAAAUGUCAAUUCUUUCGGAUUUGUUACCGUUCGUAACCCAUUCCGACAGUCGUCGCAUCAGCAGUAUUCAUCACAGCAGAAAUCGUUCAAUAACCAUAACAGUAGCAAUUAUGCAAGAUCUCGACUGAAGUAG